AUUGUAGUGACUCAUCUCGGGCAGAGCGCAGGGGCUCCGAGCGAAGCGACGAGCAAGUGAGCGGCGCUCGGCGGGCCGGGGAGCGAGGGAGAGAGGCGCGGCCGGGCGAGGCGGCCCGUCCGGGAGCAGGCGCCGGGGAAGGGGUGCAGUCGGGCGCCGCAGCGGCGGCACGGGCAGCGGGACCGCGUCCCUCGCAGCGCCGGCUCGGCUGGAACCCCGCGGCCCGGGCGCAGGCUACCUUCUCCCCGCAAGUGUCCGAGCCGCUCCGAAACUCCGGCGGCGAGUCGGCCACAGGAAGUUUAUUCUCAGCUCCUUUUCUAAAAGGAGGAAAUAGAAGUUUCUCCCGGCGGGCAGCCUUUCUUUUCGCCUUUUUUUUCUUUUUGCCCUGUCUGAAAUCGGGGGGCCCCCGGACCUGGCAGGCGCGAUCCGCCGGGCUCUUGUUCUUUUUUUAAUUUCCAGUUUUUGAUCGGGCGGUCUGUCCCGGCUGGGCUCCGGCUGCGCGCGGGAGCGGGAGGGCGCGCGCAGGGGAGGGACCGAGGGACGCGCGGACUUUUAGAGGGAGGGACCGGGUGGCGGUCCCGCGGCGCUCGGAGAGCAGGAAAGAAGUGCAGCGCGAGGCGCUCGGGAGGCACGGUUCCCGGGCUGUCGCCGCCUCCCGUCCGCACCCGCCACCGUCGGGGAGAAGCCCGGGAGCGAAGACUAGAGCCCGAGGCGCGGCCGGCAGGGAGCGAGCGCGCAGCAGCCGGUGCGCGGCCGCGGCGAGGGCGGGGGAAGAAAAACACCCUGUUUCCUCUCGGGCCCCCACCGCGGAUCAUGUACCAGGAUUAUCCCGGGAACUUUGACACCUCGUCCCGGGGCAGCAGCGGCUCUCCUGCGCACGCCGAGUCCUACACCAGCGGCGGCGGCCAGCAGCUGUCCCCUGAAGAAGAGGAGAAACGUCGAAUCCGGAGGGAGAGGAACAAGCUGGCCGCAGCCAAGUGCCGAAACCGCCGCCGGGAGCUGACAGAGAAGCUGCAGGCGGAGACAGAGGAGCUGGAGGAGGAGAAGUCAGGCCUGCAGAAAGAGAUCGCCGAGCUGCAGAAGGAGAAGGAAAAGCUGGAGUUCAUGCUGGUGGCCCACGGGCCUGUGUGCAAGAUCAGCCCCGAGGAGCGCCGAUCGCCUCCCGCCUCUGGGCUGCAGUCCCUGCGUGGUGGGGGCGGUGGAGCGGGCGCCGUGGUGGUGAAACAGGAGCCCCUGGAAGAGGACAGCCCCUCCUCCUCAUCGGCCGGGCUAGACAAGGCCCAGCGCUCUGUCAUCAAGCCCAUCAGCAUUGCUGGGGGCUUCUACGGGGAGGAGCCCCUGCACACCCCCAUCGUGGUGACCUCCACGCCGGCCAUCACUCCGGGCACGUCGAACCUCGUCUUCACCUACCCCAGCGUCCUGGAGCAGGAACCGCCUGCGUCACCCUCCGAGUCCUGCUCCAAGGCUCACCGCCGGAGCAGUAGCAGUGGGGACCAGUCAUCAGACUCCUUGAACUCCCCCACUCUGCUGGCUCUGUAACCCGGCUCCCGGGGGGUCCUCGUCACUGCCUCCUUCCCAGGGACCAGCACCUUCGAGUGCUCCAGGGCCGUGAGGGCAAGAGGGGGGCCCUGCCACAGAGCUGCCCGGCUCUGGGGACACCCAGGUGGGAUUUGGCCGUGAGGCGCUGAGGACUUCAGCCAUCUCUUAGAAGUCAUGGGACCUCCUCCGUCGUUCAUCUUGCAAAGCAAAUCCUGUUUCUUGAAAAGCCUUGGAGAACUUGGUUUGGUGGACUCAGGCAUCUCUCUGGCUUCUGAAGAGCCUGCGGCUGGUGUGGACCGUUCCUGUCCCUUGUUAUGCUACGUCUCUGGAGUGAUGGUGUCCUUCCCCGCCCCACCCAGCAUGCUCAGUGCCUUUUGGUUUCACCUUCCCUCUAUUCGCCCCUUCCUCCCCCCAGUGUCAAUUUCACUUCCUCUUGGUUUUUAUCAAAUUUGCCAUGACAUUUCAUCUGGGUGGUCUGAAUAUUAAAGCUCUUCAUUUCUGGAGAUGGGCAGCAGGUGACUGACUCUUCUGCUGGGGCUGACUUGUCCGGAAGGGGACAGUCAAUGUGCAAUACAGAACCUUCUCUCCCUUGACACUCCCCGGUCCACCGCCAUCUCCAGGACCACCAGCAGGGCUCCCUGAGCUCUCAAGGAGAUGUUGCCAUCACUGGGAGGCCCGGAGGACCCUUCCUCUCCAUCCUCGGAGACAACUUUUUGGAGGAGCGGCUUGUCCAGAAGACAGGGUGUGAGUGAGACAGCCGGGGCACAGGUUGGGUUUGCCAAAUGCCUAAUUACCAGGCCAGGAAUAGUGCCAACAAGCCACACAGGUGUCCUAGCCAGCUUCCCUUUACCUGGUGUCUUGAGCAGGACGUCUCCUAUAAUUACUGCCUCGCCAUCCUGCCCCUGGACCCUUCUCUCUAGACCAGGGAGGCGUCCCUCCCUAGGAACCACACAUCACUCCAAGUCCCUACUGGCUCUGCCCUCCCCCAGCCUGGCUCUCAGGGUGACGCCACCCACGGAGAUUUAAUGAGCGUGGGCCUGGCCCCUCCCCAGAUUGCUGCCAGGUGGCCCCUCCCCAAGCCUCAAAAGGCACUUUUGUUGUGGAUGGAAAGGUAGGGGAGGAAAGAGGGAGGCAGAGUGGGAUUCGCCUCUCAGUGAGCUGCCGGGCCCUUUCUACCUGCUGUGGUCACCGGCUACCUGAUGGAGCGCUUUCUCUUUUACAUACUCCUUCCCCCAGAGUGCUCCUCGGUCCAGCCAGCCAGCUGUGGACCAGUGGCCUGGAGCUGUUGUUAAUAAGGCUUGGGGCUUACCUGUCAUUCCUGGGGGGCUGCUGAAAUCAGACAUAAGAUGUGUUGCUUCCCACUGCAGGAGAGGUGCCCCCUUCCCCUGUGGGGCGGGGAGCAGGGAGGGGGUCCUCUGGCCUCCUGCAAAAGCACAGCUGAGCGGCCUCCCUGCCUCCCACCCCUCUGAGCCUUUUUCUCCUGAGGGCAUAGCUCUGGCUGAUCUUCUUGGAUUGGCCUCUGCUGGGCUAGCUGCUCUGGGGGAGACCCUGCUAUUGUGAUUCAGCUCUAGAGAUCAUUGUAUGAUAAUUUAAAAUUAGAUAGAUAUUAUUUAAAUCAAACCCAGUGGGGGUUAAAUUUCAAAGUUAGACUCGGGAGAAAGAGAGAGAGAGAGAGAGCAAGCGCAGGAGCUGUAAGGCGUUCACUCACUUGCCCCCCUCACACACCCCGGCCUCGAGCGCUGGUCCUUAUUUGCUGCCCAUACCCCCCUCCGAGCUCUAGAAGGGAGCGCGCAGAAUGGGGCAGCCAGAGGCUUAAAGUACACAGCCCGCUCUGACUGGAAGUGACGUGUGAAAGGCUAGGCCAUGCAGAGAGAGGAGAUUAAAAGAAAAAGGAUUUUGUCCAAAAAUAUUUUUAAAAUGUUAUUUCCCAUAUUCCCUGGCUAUGAGGCUGCCCUCCCGGUUUCCCAGAGGUUCUGGGAGGGGCACUCCUUAUUAGACUAGGCAAUUGAGUUUCUGGCUUCAGAUUAAUCAAAGAAACAGAAGUCAGCCAGGAACAGCAGGAGGUGGGCAAAGAAAACCGGGGUGCGCUCAGUUCUGAAAGGCUUAAUCAUCUCAAGUGGUAUUUGUGGCCAGUUGGGAGCUCUUUGCUUCUUUUUGCAUGUGUGUGUGUGUGUGUGUGUGUGUGUGUAUAUAUAUAUAUAUAUAUAUAUAUAUAUAUAUAUAUGCUAUAUAUAUAUAUAUAUUUCUUAAAUGAAGCUGCUUUGGUGUUUUAUUUCUAAACGUCCCUUUGUGCCCCACUUUGCACAGCACUGAUCCCAAGGCAGGCCACAGUCUGUGACUCGGGGCCAGGCUGGACAUUCCUGAGACAGAGUUUGGCUUUAGUUCAGAUUUCAGGCUGUGUUGGCUUUGGGACCAGCAGAAGGCAGAAACUCCACCACCCCGGAGGACUUUAGAGGCCUCUCAGCUGUCCCAUUCAGGACCCUCUGGCUUUGUUCCAGGAGGUGGUUUGGCUUUCCCAAAGCCAGAGGUUAUUUGGGGAAGGCCGAAUAUUCACCCCGAACUCAUGAGCACGUCCUCCUUGACUUCUUCUGGCUUGUUCUCUUGAGUUCCUGCACACACACCAUUGUUCCAGAAUUACCAGCCACCAGGCCUUCUGCUUUCUCCUCUAUGGCUCCAGCUACAGGAAGAGCUGCAGUGGGGGUGCCUUCGUGCUUGGGUUGGGAACCGCUGGGCCUCCCCUGUGUCCCCAGCCAUGAGGCAGCUGGUGUGGACUCCAGCUGGGCUGCAGGCAGCUCUGGGACGGCACAGGGCAGGCACUCCUUGACAGGCUAGUGUGAACCACACCCUGUCCUCUCGGCCACCUGGCUGGCCUCUCUGGGAUCAGUCCUCUUCCUGGCUGAAUGGACGGGGACAGCUUUUGACACAGGAAAGAGAGGAGAUCCCAGGUGAAGCUCGGGCAAUGGCCGGAGCCAGCUGUAAGCGGAAAAUUCACGGGGGAAGUUUUCAGAAAGAAAUCAUUGUUCUGCCUGUGAGAAAGGCCAGGUGUUCCACUGUGGCCAGUCACACAAGCAUCUCAGCCAAGAGCCCUCAGAGGUUACUGCUUCCUUUUCUCAGGCUUUGGGGAAGAGAGUCUCCUCCGCUCCCACUUGGCUCUAAGUCUAAGGGAGGACUCAGUGCUACUUUUCUCCCCUUCCCUUGAUGGACCAACAGCGCUCCUGCAAUCUCACCAUUUACCUUUCCGGUUGGUCUCCUUCCUGAUCAGAUAUCACACGGCCCCUUUAAGAAGGAAAGGCAGAAGCCCCUACUGUGUGCCAGGCACUGUGUUAGGCACUUUUAUAAAUAUACCCUCUUUAGGAUGAGACUAAGGGAUGAGGGUAUCCCCUCUUCAAGGCCCCCACGUAAUGGAUAAACAAAAGCACUUGGAGGUGAGAAGGUCUUCCUUCAAAGAUCUGAGGCAAGAUUGCCUCCAGUCCGAGGUUUGUUCUCAAAGACCCAUCCCCCACAGUAUCCUCCCACCUCUAAACUUCUUUUCCCUCUCCCUCGUGAUGUGCUCCUUUGCACUCCUCAGAUGGUUGGAGGGGUAACCUGAGUCCUUAUAGAAUUUGUGGACCAAUAGGAUAUGUGAUGUGUGUAACUUUCUUUUUAAAACUUAAGUAAAGGGGUCUUGCUACUUUCUGCUUGUUGAGUCUUCUUGGCAUUCAUCUUAAAAGCCAGCAUCUCACUAUUUAUUGACAGGUUGGGUGUGUGUGUAUGUGCGUGUGUGUGUGUGUGUGCGCGCGCUGUGUGUGUACAUUUCCAAGUGUGCCUCCUGCAACUUUUAAAAAGGAAACUCAGUCGUCCCACUACUAAUUUGACAUCUUCUCAUGCUUCUAGUGUUUUGGCCAUACGUCAACAGAGGGCUUUCAUUUUCCAAUGCUGAUGUGUUCAGGAAAGGCUGGGUCAAAUUUUGAGCAGGGGAUGGGAAGGGGAGGGGGAGAAGAAAUCGACAUGUAUUUUAUUAUUUAUUUAAAAUGUUUACAUCUUUGUGUUGUACCAAGCCUGAAGAGAAACAGCAUUAAAAUACUCAGUUCCUCUCUCCCUCUCUUUCUUCAUUUUUUUUUUUUUUAAUUUAGGCUAAUGAUGCUUUUUUGUUUCUGAAAUGAUUUGUGACAUGUGUUGUAUAGACUGUAUAAAAAAGGUUCUGUUCUUAAAGAUGGAUGGUCAUUCCUCUGGGGACAGUGGUCACCGAGAAAGUCUACAUUGUAAGAAAAUACAAUGGAAGAUCCUGCCCUGUUCCUCAAAAAUUAUUUUCUCUGUAUGAUUAAAAGUUUAUUCCAUUUA
Molecule: messenger RNA, 5859 nt
Organism: Leptonychotes weddellii (Weddell seal)
Lineage: Eukaryota; Metazoa; Chordata; Mammalia; Carnivora; Phocidae
Source: RefSeq, a predicted model, not a curated record